Chlamydomonas reinhardtii is the source of this 1645-nucleotide messenger RNA. RefSeq lists its product as uncharacterized. The record is from RefSeq and is a predicted model, not a curated record. The transcript is spliced from 3 exons. NCBI's taxonomy places the organism in Eukaryota, Viridiplantae, Chlorophyta, Chlorophyceae, Chlamydomonadales, Chlamydomonadaceae. The coding region runs from base 747 to 1106 and encodes 119 amino acids.
GGUACGCUGCCAGGUGGAUAGCAAGAUACGGGUGUGCGUGGGCACCUGCAAGCAAGACGGGAAUGCAAGCAAAGGCCCAAAGUUUGCCUGCGCAAAUGCCUGGUCUUUGCGCAUGCAGACACAUUCUAAUUAGGGCUAUAUGCUUGGCCACACGGGCGUGGCAAAGAGGGAGGGCCUUUCCUGGCGCGCUGUAACCGAAGCGCGCCCUCAACUUCUUCCCGGCUGCUGGUAUUGCUAGCAAACAAAUGAUAUGUUGUUUGCUUUGCAACACAAUGCAGGUGUUUCUGGGGCAGUCAACGCGGAGGUGGUUGGGUUGACCCGCUGACCGUUUUGGCACACCUGAGCCGAGAUUGACUGCGAACCGGCUCAGCCUGGCCAUGCCGUACGGGGCCCCGUAGCGCAGGCCCCGGGACCCUGCCGCCAUAAAAGCCGGGCGCGCCAGCUCACUAGUAUAAUCAUACAGCUCUCCAGCCAGCCACUACUCAGCCGGUUAGCCUUCGUAGCCUCUUACAGCCCUCGAGCACACAGCCUCUUUCUUGCUACUUCUUGCUACUUCUUGUCGCGACCCAGUUCGCUCUUCAGACCUCCUAGCUCCCUGACCACCGCACUAGCUAAGCACCACUCGCUUGUGCCCAGUGCGACUCCGAGUUGCCCGCCCGUGUCCGUUCACGCCGCGUACCAGCUCUCCGUCAGCUCGCGCUCCUACACACGUCCUUUUAAGUCUUUUUCCCUAGCUACUCGUGAGAAUGUGCCUCCCGAUCCUAAUGAAGUCUCUGGAGCACGCUAAGCAGCGCGCCAAGCAGCAGCAGGUUGUCGACUGCGGCCUGCGGAACAGGCCCGCUCCGUCCGGCGAAGAGAACCCUGUGUUCCUCGUGCAGCUGUGCGCGCUGCUGUGCACGGCGCCCGCCGGUGGGGUGAAGCCCUACCGGCCCGAGUCCCGCUUCAUGCGUGGCGCGCCCAAGACGGCGGAUGCGGAGGGCGGCGUUGUGGACCCCCUCUUCCUUGAAGAGCUGCGCCGUACCCUUCUCCGCAAGGCUGACAAGCCCGCAACCGCAACAGCAAGGCCCGCCACCAUCCCCGUAAAGGUGCUGGUCACCGUCUUCUGAUGACGCUCCUCCGCCAUCUUGCCUAGCUAGCUAACUAGUUAGCCGGGACCUCGGCUCUGGACAAGAGCAAUGCUCGCUUUAGCUGUAGCACUUACUUGCUUGGGGUCAUGCCAAUACCGCUGACACACGCGGAGGGCAAGUGCAAAGGGUGUGUAGCUAGGCCAUGACCAGCAGGCCGUGACCAGGCGUUUACGUAUGUGUCUUUGUUUCAAUCGUGAUGCCUGUCUCGUGUGGCUGUAUGUUGCUUAGGUAGAGACAUAUGUGGCAGUUGUAGAUGUUGCUUGGGGGCCACCAUGGGCCUUCUUGAGGACGAAGUAGGAGGUGGGACACGGCCACACGGGGCGGGUCGUUGGCCAGGGCCCAUGUUGACCAAGUAGGCCGGACCAGGAACCCUGCUGCUGGCGAGAAGCUAAGAACUGGCUAAGACCUCAAUGGUUGAACUGAAAUUCUGAAACCCACAUCAUGCCCCGAUGGGCAAGGAGCACUGUGCAAGAUGUUCCGGGGAAACCCGGUGAUUCCAAUUGUAACACAAGGGAGUG